AACGUUGUGUUUAUAUACACUAUUUCGUAUGACAAGUGUUAAAGACCGUGUCAGAUAUUUAAACAUGUUUUAAAGUAUGUUGAAUAUCUUUUAUAAUAGUUUUGAAUCAAUGCUUUGUUUUGUUGCUAUGAUAUUGUUUUUUUAAUGACGGAUUGAAGAACAACCAGGAUUUGUUAGUUUCAUUACAGAUACAUGUCGAGAUAUGGCACCAAAGGAUAGGGAUAACUUUUUCAAGAUAGUGGCUCUUAUAGUUGAAAUUGCAAGUGAUGUUGUCUGGAAAUAUAUAAAACAAAACAUACUCGGUUCUUCUAGCUUUGAAUCAUUUCUUAAUUCGAAGAAAGAAAAGCACAAGAUAGUUCAUGUGUAUGAAACUCUUAAUUGCUGUGAAUGUGUUUCAGAAAAGAUAAAGGGCGAAAGAUUGAUAGCUAGAAAACAGUUACUUUUAUUAUAUAAAUCGGAUGAUACGAAACAGCUGCCAAUUCAUAAAAAAUAUGUUGGCGGUAAAGUGACCCAAAUUUGCAUCUGUAAUUAUUAUGCAAUAGAAAACAUUGAUAUAAAGGUCGUUGAUAUUACACUUGCGAACUAUAUUUUGCAAAAUGUGGAAAAAGAGAGCAAGGGCUGGAUAAUUGGAUGACACAAAUAAAAGAUUUGCGAAACGAAAUAUUCCACCUGUCAGAUAUAAAAGAGCUCACAGAUAAUGAAUAUAAUGCCAAAUGGGAUACAUUGAAAGGAUCCAUAUUAGGAAUAGUUAGUUUAAUAGACAAAGACUAUGAAGAGGAAAUCACGAAAAAGAUUAUUUACACGAAACAGCUCACAGUUAUCCCGGCUUAUAUGUUGAAUUAUGAGAUUCUUUGUCGAGAUUACUGGAGAAAUAAAUGUGCUGAAUUUGAGAGGGCCCAGUGUGAAGAAAUUGUGGAAAAAGCAAAUGCUUUACAAUCAAAGAUGCCUAGGGUAUUCAGUGAAUCGAUGGAAAUUAAUUGCCAGACCACCAUGAACAGAAUACAAAAGUUUAAAACUUGUGUUGACAAGAUAAAUAUACUUAUCGAGGUUUUUGGAAACCAUGAAACAAUGAAAGUGGUGACGCCUGAAGAAAAGUAGAAGAAGG
This is a messenger RNA of Mytilus trossulus (common blue mussel), 1105 nucleotides long. RefSeq lists its product as uncharacterized. NCBI's taxonomy places the organism in Eukaryota, Metazoa, Mollusca, Bivalvia, Mytilida, Mytilidae. The record is from RefSeq and is a predicted model, not a curated record. The coding region runs from base 631 to 1098 and encodes 155 amino acids. The transcript is spliced from 4 exons.